Molecule: messenger RNA, 4769 nt
Organism: Centruroides sculpturatus (bark scorpion)
Lineage: Eukaryota; Metazoa; Arthropoda; Arachnida; Scorpiones; Buthidae
Product: glutamate receptor-like
Exons: 16
Coding region: 2349-3446 (365 amino acids)
Cellular component (GO): membrane
Molecular function (GO): glutamate-gated receptor activity
Source: RefSeq, a predicted model, not a curated record
AUAACAGAUAGCGCACACACAUUUUUAAAUGUUGCUGGGAAAGUUAAGUAACUCGUUGCUGAAUUUUUAUUAUAGAUUUGUACGGUCUAAGUGCUUCGAUGCAAUAAAAUUGUAUAGUUUUUCUCAACAUUGCGAUCGCUUAAAAUUUUUUCCACGUCAUUACAAGAAAGUGUCUUUUUCUAUGGAAUGAAAAAAACUCAAUUUAAUUUACUGUGUAAACUGUGAAACUCUUUUAUUGUCAGGGUAUAGAUUUUUCAAAGAGGGCCAUAAUGUAAUUGACAACACAGGCUCAGUUUCUAAAGCCCCUAGCAAAAAGAAAAAAAAAACAUUUUUAUAGUUUACUCGUUUCCGGAUCGAUCUGUAAUCAUCAACAAAUUAAGUUUCUUUAGAAGUGAAUUAAUCUUAACUUCAACUGUCAUCUGUGGCAGGACUUCAAUCAAGUUUGCAACUGUUGCUUUUAAUUAGCAUUCCAGUUUUGUUGAUUAAGGAAUUAAGUUAAAAAUUUUCAUUCCCAAAGAUAUUGGGUGUAUUAAUCAACCCGUUCAUAUUUUAAUUUAUAUAUUAAUUUUCAGCUUCUUUAUUGUUUUUUUUUAAAAUAUAAACAAGCAUUUGAUAUUGUCACCACAAUCUCACAACAAUAGAUAAAGAGAAAUUCAUUGUAACCAGAUAAAAUAGUAUCAAAGUUAUCUCAACGCUAGAUAUUAUAUCCAGUCACGAAUACGUUGUAAUUCUACGGUAUUCAGUACACGUUCCAGUAACGUAAGAAGAUACGAAAAAAAAAUCUGUACGAAAUAAAGUUUCCUGCAUGGAAUGUGAAGGAAGUUUUAAUGAAGUUACAUUGUUUGAUGUAUGCUUGUUGUAUUGAAUCAUUAAAAAUUUACUGUAUAACGUAGACAAAGAAUGAUUUGGACUCCCUUUUAAACAGAGGUAUUUUACAGAUAUUGUUGCAUCAAUAUGGUGUCCACAGUGGCCGAGUGGAUAAAUCAACUGUACAGUAUGGUAGUUACUCGCGGAUUCGCACCUCAUAAGGGAUUGGCCGCGUGGAGUUUUCCAGGUUUUCUUCGUAUAUGUAACAGCUAAAUAAAGGCAUUUAUUAAUUAAAGUUAAAGAAGAGUAAAUCACCUAGAAUUUGGAAUGAUGCCGUGAAACAGCUUGAAACUUGAGAUACCUGAAGUCUUUUUAAAGAAAAUUCUACUAUAAAAAUGAAAUGGAAGAUAUUUUAAUGGAUGAAGCUUGAGAAAUUGUACUUAUUUGCAUGAAAUAACUGCAGAAUUUAACAGGCCAAUUAUUCUUCUACAUGUUUACUGGGAAAUUUCGACAUCUCUGAAAUUAAAUUUUAUUUAAAACAGAAUUUUCUUAUUAUAAAGUAAAAGUUAUCCUGAAGUUAAUUAGCAGCUAAUGAUACCAACAGCUGACGGGCGAAAUUCUCCGUAAAAGAGAGGGAUUUUUACAUGCAAAUGAAUCAUCCUUUUACCAAUUUUAAUUCAGAUUUACGUGUGCUUCUACUGGUUUUAUAGCUAAGAGAAUGCGUCACAUUGAUAAAAUAUUAAAACCAUGUUUGAGUAAAGUCAGAAAAUUGGGCUGAGUUUGCUGACAUUUUAUUACAGAAACGAAGAAAAUGUUACUCUACAAGUUCCGAAAAGAGCUUAAGAGAUUUCUUAAAGAGUUACGACUGGGAUAAGUAAUUGGAACGAGAUUCAAAGAAAACAUUCUACAAUGCUAAGUAUAGAUUAAAAAAGACUUGUUAUAAUAAUAAUGAGGUCAUCGCCAUUUAUUUAAAAGUACAUCACCUAGCCAUGAGGAUUCAAUCCUUAAAAAAGAAUAAUCUCUUGUUCGUUAGUGAAUGAUUGGAGAUUUACAAGAAUGUUCUUUAAUGAGAGAUUUCAUUUUAAAGCUACUAGAAAAGGUUUGGCCCUAAACAUGUCAAGAAUGAGAAAACUGAAGCGAAAAAAGAAAUAAGUAGAAUCGUUUCUACAAUAAACAGAAAAAUCAGCCAUACAUCAAUUGUAAGAUGGAAAACAUUCUACAAUGCUAAGUAUAGAUUAAAAAAGACUUGUUAUAAUAAUAAUGAGGUCAUCGCCAUUUAUUUAAAAGUACAUCACCUAGCCAUGAGGAUUCAAUCCUUAAAAAAGAAUAAUCUCUUGUUCGUUAGUGAAUGAUUGGAGAUUUACAAGAAUGUUCUUUAAUGAGAGAUUUCAUUUUAAAGCUACUAGAAAAGGUUUGGCCCUAAACAUGUCAAGAAUGAGAAAACUGAAGCGAAAAAAGAAAUAAGUAGAAUCGUUUCUACAAUAAACAGAAAAAUCAGCCAUACAUCAAUUGUAAGAUGAUAUAUCCUAGUUAAACCAAUUAUGAACGUCGCUGGAAAACUCUACCCAAAUGAAACGUGGUCAGGAUGUAUUGGACAGUUAAUAAGAAAUGAAGCAGAUCUCAGUUUUGCACCAUUUUAUUUUACACCCAAACGAUACAAAGUCGUGGAGUUUUCUCCAAGUAUUGUGUUUCACCCCAUUCAAUUCAUCGUAAGAAGAGGAGAGAAAGGAUUCAAUUGGAAUUCCAUUUUUAAACCUUUUACUUUAGAACUCUGGCUGGGAAUGCUUACUUCAAUCAUUAUAUUUGGAUUUACAUUGUAUCAUAUCAUAAAAUUUAGUUAUUAUCUAAAACACAUCGGAAGGGUUUGGACGUUUACAGAAGUUUAUUGGUUUAUAUGUGGUUCGUUUGUUAAUCAAGGUGGAAACUUGGAUUCUGUCAAACGUUUCUCAUCCAGAUUAUCUAUUGGAAUCUGGCUUAUGGUAAUGGUAGCCUUAGCAUCGGGCUAUGCUAGCACUUUAAUAUCUUUCCUCACUUAUCAUUUGUACGAACGUAUACCUACUACAUUUGACGAAUUGGCUACUGAAAUAAAAUCCGGGAAAUAUACAUGCGGUACAGUUAAGAGCGGUUCACGAUAUAUACUGAAUUCGAAAUCUGAAAGCGGAAAAAUAAUUGGAGAAUAUAUACGUUCUACCAAGUUUUUAUUGGAUAAAAAUGAAAUAAACAAGUUACUGCAAAACAAAGGAUUUGCUUUCAUACAAAGUCGUCACUUGUUGAGAAAACUUAUUGACGAGUACAGAAUGGAGAACGUUUUAAUCUCCAAGGAUGUUCUUUUCACAUAUAGUUCUUCGUACGUAAUGAGGAAAGAAUUUCCAUUGAAAGACAAGAUCCAUGAGACUGUAUCUCGAUUGUUUGAAGCUGGUAUCAUCAACGAAGUUGAAAAAUUAACAGAAAAUGAUAACGUAAAAGUUGAUUCCGAAAUCCGACCAUUGAGUAUCGAAGAUUUCUCAAGCGUUUUGAUACUUCUAUUAUUUGGUUACGCAGUAUCCUUUUUGUGUUUUGGCAUCGAAUUAUUAACUCGAAAAAUAUCAGAUAUGGCUCGAAACCGCUCCUCCGAAAUAAUCCCGCUUAAAAGUAUUUAACAGAAUUAUCGUUGUAAAUUAAAACUGUAGUACAAUGGAAGCAUGCCUAAAUCAAUCUGGUAACAGAACCAUUUUCUAUAUAAAAUAAUAAUAUAAACCGGAAACACUGUCUUCGAGAAUAAACCAAUUAAGCAUUACACAUAACCCAUGUAAUAAAAAAUUCGUAGUUGUUAUACUGGCUUUUUACAGAAAAUUUUGCUCUUGUGUUAUUACUGUAUACUGGAUGUUGUAUCAUGGUGUUAUAAUCCCAUGUUGUAAACAUGUUGUUGUACUGGGAUUCUAAGCAGGGAAAAAUUGUGUAAAAACCCAGGUAUACUUUGGUGUAUUCAACACUUCCUUAAAACUUAAAAUAAUGAACCUGGAAUGUAGCUGCAACACCUUUUCAACUGUAUUAUUAUUAUUAUUUUGCAUUAAUAAUAUGAAGCAAUGCUUUUAAAAGCACUGUUUCAUAUUUAAACCUGUCCUAUAGUCCUAUAACUGUUAAUAAUAAUAGUGGAAGACAUUACUGUAGAAGAAUAAUGAAAAAACUUACAACAGUUUUACAAGAAAAUUCAAAUUUGUAAGAAAAUCAAGGAUAAUUUAAUGUUAAAUAACAAUUUUAAAGAUUUUUAUUGGUUUCUGUGCUUUUUAAAGGAACUUUUUUAACAGUGGGCGGCUGUUAAAAAGGAAGGUCUGGCUGUCUAUGUGUUUUUUUUUGUGGUUUUAGGCCCCUUACCGCUCAGAGAGCAUAAAGAGGCCAAGACUGUCUAUGGUUGUUCUGGAACACUAAAGAGAAUAAAGUGGUAAUCGUCUAAAAAUUUUUAGAGCGACUUUGUCUUUCAUUUCUAUAAAAAAUUUUAAAGAAUCAAAUUAUCAUAAAUGUUUUGCUUUAAAAAAUGAGCGAAUACAAAUAUACGUGGUAACUUAACUAUCUUCACGAUGAUAUCGUUAUAACUUAUUUCUUGAAUUAAUAAAUUUGUAGUCUCCUGCUGAAAGAUGUAUUAAAAGUGUAUUUUCAUUAUCCUCAAUUAUGAGUAAUUAUAGCCACAAAAUAUUGUACACUUGUUUGUAACUAUAAAUAUUAACUGUGUAUAUCAUUCGUCAUAUAUAUACCUCGUAAAAUGUGCUAUUAUUAAAUAUAUUUUAUUAGUUAUUAAUAAACUAAGUAAUAAAAUAUAUGCUACUUUAAUUGCUUGUAUCAACUGUUUUCUUAUAUUGACUGUAUUAAAUUCUUAUCAAUACAUGCCUAUUAACUACGCUAAAUUUUCUGCUUAGCGAGCUAAUUAAUAAAUAAGUAUUUUGGAUCUGUUUCUCGAAUUCUAUUAGCUGAACACAGGAAAAAAA